Messenger RNA from Miscanthus lutarioriparius, 2679 nucleotides. The record is from the annotation of a GenBank genome assembly. Lineage: Eukaryota; Viridiplantae; Streptophyta; Magnoliopsida; Poales; Poaceae.
AUGGCAGUGGUCCUGGAUGCUUUUGCAUCUUACAUUCAAAACAUGCUGACGGAGAUGGCAAAAGAAGAGGUGGACAUGCUUCUCGGGGUCUCUGGUGAGAUCGAUAACCUUGGCACCAAGCUCGGGGACCUCAAAAACUUCCUCGCUGAUGCUGACAGGAGGAACGUCACCGACCAAAGUGUGCAGCCAUGGGUGAGGGAGCUCAAAGACACCAUCUUAAGGCCAUGGAGAGAGUUCAUCAUCCCUGGCUAUGGGGUGCCUCAACCCCUUGCUAUUCUGCAUGAGGAAUCCGUCUUCGCCCACGACAUCGGCAGCCGCAUCAAGAAGCUCAACAAGAGGCUAGACGCCAUCAAGGAGCGCAGCGCUACCUUCAGCUUCAUCAACCUUGGUUCCUAUGAGGACCGCAGUGGCAAGGAGACAACAUCUCGUCUUGCCAACCGCGAGACCUCAGCGCAGCUCGACCGGUCUAGUGUGGUUGGCGAACAGAUUGAACUUGACACAAGGAAGCUAGUGGAGAUGCUAACAGAAGACCCUGAAACCACUGCUACCCAUGACAAAGAUAAUAAAAGUAUGGUCUUGGCUAUUGUUGGCAUUGGCGGAAUUGGCAAGACAACCCUUGCCCAAAAAAUCUUCAACGACGACACCAUCAACCGUGUCUUCACCAAAAAGAUAUGGUUGAGUGUCAACAAGGACUUCAGUGUGGCAGAGAUCCUAAAGAGAGCCAUCAUCGAAUCUGGGGGGGAUCACCAUGCAGCUGGGAAUGCAAAAGCCACACUUCAACGGAUCCUUCAGAAUGCUUUGGAUGGGCACAAGACUAUUCUGGUCAUGGAUGAUGUUUGGAAUGACCAAGCAUGGAGUGAUGUUCUUAAAACGCCAUUUGGCAAUGCUGCUGGUCAUGGUAGCCGAGUCCUGGUCACCACAAGGCAUGACUUGGUUGCACGAGCGAUGAAAGCUAGGGAGCCCUACCACCACGUCGACAAACUUGACCCCAAAGAUGCUUGGUCCUUGCUCAAGAAACAGGUAAUCAGAAAUGAAGAUGAGGAGCCUCUGAUUGAUAUGCUAGAGGAUAUUGGAAUGAGAAUUAUAGAAAAAUGUGAUUGUUUGCCACUUGCUAUCAAAGUAAUGGGAGGACUCCUGUGCAAGAAAAUGGCAAGACGAGGAGAUUGGGAAAAGGUAUUGAAUAAUGCAAUAUGGUCAGUAUCUCAAAUGCCUGAAGAGCUAAACUAUGCAAUAUACCUUAGUUACGAAGAUCUGCACCCUUCUUUAAAACAAUGCUUUUUACACUACUCCCUCAUCCCUAAUAAGAGCACAGUGUUCUUCGUUGAUGACAUUGUGAGCAUGUGGAUUAGUGAAGGAUUUGUUGAGGGGAACUCUGAUGAACUAGAAGAAUUAGCAACGGAGUACUACAAUGAGCUAAUACUGAGGAACCUUAUAGAACCAGAUCUUUUGUAUGUUGACCGAUGGGUUUGUAACAUGCAUGAUGUAGUUCGAUCAUUUGCACAAUAUAUGGCAAGAGAUGAAGCACUAGUAGCACACAAAGGGAAACCUGAUAUUGGUAAACUCAACUCAAAAAAAUUCAUUCGAUUGUCACUGGAAACUGAAGGAUCAGAAGCAGAGGAGUUAGAGUGGAGCUCUCUGCAAUCACAGAAAUCACUGAGAACACUACUAGUAGCUGGGCAUAUAGGGAUUAAAGCUGGUGAUUCAUUGGGUACCUUUCCAAGUCUACGGACCCUACAUAUAGACUCAACAAAUUUUGACGUAAUGGCUGGAUCAUUGUGUCAACUCAAACACUUGAGGUAUUUCUCUAUCACUGACCCUAACACAUCUAGGCUCCCGGUAAACAUUGGAAAGAUGAAAUUCUUGCAGUACAUAAGUCUUGAUGGUUGUGAAAACUUGGUGAAGCUUCCUCGUGGUAUUGAAAAGCUACAACAGCUUAGAGCUCCCCAAUGGCCUGUGUCAUCUACCAUGCUUGGAGUUACUUCAGAUUUGUCGGCGCCAGCCAUCGAGCGUGUUGGACUGGAAUUCUUGCAGCCCCAGCAUGAUCACCACCAUACUUCCCAGUUGGCUGCUGUGUUUCCCAGAUUGCACAACUUAACAUUAACAGAAAUGGUGGAAUGGGAGGAGGGGAGGGAGGAGAAUGUGCAAGCCAUGCCAUUGUUGGAAGAGUUUCUUCUAGAGAGUUGCAAGUUGAGGUGUAUUCCAGUUGGCCUUGCUUCCCAUGCGAGGUCUUUGAAAAAAUUAUAUGUACAUGAUGUACAGCACCUCAACUCCCUGGAGAACCUUGCUGCCGUUGUUGAGCUCGAAGUGUAUGACAACCCCGACCUGAUGAGAAUUGCUAAUUUCCCCAAGUUGUGGAAGCUGGACAUCUCUGGGUGCCAAAAGCUGAAGGUAUUGGAGGGGUUACCUGCACUCCAGAAACUUGAGCUGACAGAUUACGACAUGGAGACACUCCCUAUAUACCUGAAGGAUUUCAAACCAACAAAUCUGCAGAUAGACUGCACCUUAUCGCUGCUGACCUCCAGCCGCAGAGAAAAAUUCAGCCAUGAGUGGGACAAGUUUAGUCAUAUCCAACAAGUCAAGGCAUAUGCAAACGACGGAGAUAUUGAAAGAAAAUGGUAUGUGCUGUACACAAGAGAGCCUUUCAAUUUGGAGACAAAUGUCGCUGACAGAGAAUGGUGA